UAUAUAAAAAAAAAAUUAUAAAUAGAUCCAAAUGGAUUUAUUCAGGGUUGACUGGAGUGAUUUAAUGAUGCUAAGAAAAGCACUUAUAGUUUUAAAAAGAAAUAAAAAGAGAGUCGCAGAAGAAAUGAAUAAACAUUCUGAUUCUAUUGGAUCCACUAUGUCUCGCAGUCUUUCAAGCAAGGAUGUUUUUGCAUUUUCAACUGAUACAAAAAUUAGCAACAUAAUCUAUAAGCAGGCCGUGGAAGCAGCAAGAUGCAAGCUAACUUACACAAAGGACUUAAUUUGUUGUACUUUCGUAUCUUAGAUUUUAGCCUGAAAAAAGAGGUCAACCCUUUACUUACUGUGUUUAAUGAGACUGAUUACAAUAGGUUCAAAGCUGAAUUUACUACAAAAAUACCAAUAAGUGCUUAUGCUGGAAACACUUCCAAAAGAUACUUGACUAGAGUUGAAGGAACAGAAAACAAGAAGCAGAUGAUAAAACUUAUCAAAGAAGAAGUUAUGACUAUAAGUGAUACUAAAAAUAGCCAAAAGAAGCUUUGGGUGUUGAAGGUGAUGAAACUGUUUUAUGUCACUCUUACUUCUUCAGACUUUGCAAACGAAGAUUCUUAUCUGUAUUUUGUCCUCUCUCCAAUCUUUAAAAAUUUGCUACUUAACCAUCCUCGUAAUUGCCUCAUUUUUGGAGAAGUAAACUUGAAGGCUAAAGCUAUUGAAGUUAAUCGAUACUUGGACGAAGACGAGAGAAGUUUUACUGGACCAAAGAUUGACCUCAUUAUCAAAGACAAGAAGUACAACUUAGAAAUUAUGAUAGUAGAAGUUUCCGGCCCGCCACAAAAAGUAAAUCGAACACACUUUCUGGAAGAUAGGAACAAGAUAGCCAAAAACCUAAAAGCCAUGUUCAAGCAUAUUGUUUCAAAAAUGGAAGUUCUGUCUGUAACUCUUAUCAGGAAACUUAAGCUGUACGGGCUUCAGUUCUACAACAACAAAGUAUUUAUCUACAGUUUAUCUAAGCCAUGUGUUUAUAGCUAUGUGUUUGUCAAGGACUUUGAAUUCUCUACUCUGGGUGAAUUUUCAAUUUUAAAACAAUCUAUGCCAACAUUCUUUAAGAACUUUUCUGCUAUUAGCCAUUUGAUUGAAGCAACACAUGACGUUCUCGACGAAAUAUUCUCUAUUGACGAAAAUCAGGAAGUUCUUGAAGAAAGUAGCGAAGAUCCAAGCCCUCAUGUGUCGCCCCGCAAAAAACAAAAAGCAAGAGCUGAAGAAAAGUAGGACCUGAAAUAUUUUUUUAUUGUAGUCAUAUAGUGCCU
Messenger RNA from Cokeromyces recurvatus, 1304 nucleotides. RefSeq lists its product as uncharacterized. Lineage: Eukaryota; Fungi; Mucoromycota; Mucoromycetes; Mucorales; Mucoraceae. The record is from RefSeq and is a predicted model, not a curated record. The transcript is spliced from 4 exons. Bases 253 to 1266 code for a protein of 337 amino acids.